Messenger RNA from Symphalangus syndactylus (siamang), 689 nucleotides. Its product is annotated as U1 small nuclear ribonucleoprotein C-like. The record is from RefSeq and is a predicted model, not a curated record. Gene Ontology annotation, cellular component: nucleus; U1 snRNP. NCBI's taxonomy places the organism in Eukaryota, Metazoa, Chordata, Mammalia, Primates, Hylobatidae. Gene Ontology annotation, biological process: mRNA 5'-splice site recognition; spliceosomal snRNP assembly; mRNA splicing, via spliceosome. Gene Ontology annotation, molecular function: zinc ion binding; pre-mRNA 5'-splice site binding.
GGUUCUUACAUAUAACAUUAAUGAGGAACGGAGUGGCCAACGGCCUGUAGAGCAACAUGCCCAAGUUUUAUUGUGACUACUGUGAUACAUACCUCACCCAUGACUCUCCAUCUGUGAGAAAGACACAUUGCAGUGGAAGGAAACACAAAGAGAAUGUGAAAGACUAUUAUCAGAAAUGGAUGGAAGAGCAGGCUCAGAGCCUGAUUGACAAAAGAACGGCUGCAUUUCAACAAGGAAAAAUACCUCCUACUCCAUUCUCUGCUGCUCCUCCUCCUGCAGGGGCGAUGAUACCACCUCCCCCCAGCCUUCUGGGUCCUCCUUGCCCUGGUAUGAUGCCAGCACCCCAUAUGGGGGUUCCUCCCAUGAUGCCAAUGAUGGGCCCUCCUCCUCCUGGGAUGAUGCCAGUGGGACCUGCUCCUGGAAUGAGGCCGCCCAUGGGAGGCCACAUGCCAAUGAUGCCUGGGCCCCCAAUGAUGAGACCUCCUGCCCGUCCCAUGAUGGUGCCCACUCGGCCCGGAAUGACUCGACCAGACAGAUAAGGAUAGAGGGGAGGCUUCAUUGUAUCAGUUUUGUAUUACCUGUUCUGCUUCACCAGGAGAUCAUGCUGCUGUGAUACUGAGUUUUCUAAACAGCAUAAGGAAGACUUGCUCCCCUGUCCUAUCAAAGAGAAUAGUUUUGGAGGGGAGAAG